Messenger RNA from Colletotrichum aenigma, 1275 nucleotides. It is a transcript of the gene tad3, whose product is annotated as tRNA-specific adenosine deaminase subunit tad3. Gene Ontology annotation, cellular component: nucleus; cytoplasm. The transcript is spliced from 3 exons. The record is from RefSeq and is a predicted model, not a curated record. NCBI's taxonomy places the organism in Eukaryota, Fungi, Ascomycota, Sordariomycetes, Glomerellales, Glomerellaceae. The coding region runs from base 1 to 1275 and encodes 424 amino acids. Gene Ontology annotation, molecular function: tRNA-specific adenosine-34 deaminase activity.
AUGCUCGCAGUCGAACGCUCUACGCUUCCAGAGGCUGUCUCUGAUAACACAGAGCUGCGGUCCGAGGAGAAGCCUGAACACACUGGACCCGAUGUUAUCCAGCCGCAUCCCCUUAUUGACGAGCUUCUGCCGCAGCAACUCGGCCGUGGCGUUCUCAUCCCCUUGAAGACAACUCUGGAAAUCCGACAAGACCACACCAUCGUCCAGGCUUUGCUUACCAGAGCCCCAGCCAAGUCUACCAAUGAUGUCGUCAAUCUUCUCCGCUCGAUGCUUCCUGAGGGUGUAGCUAACAGCUUGCCUCACCUGCGUCGAUGCGCGAAGCCAGCCGAUAUCCCGGCUCACCUCAAGACGCAGUUUAUGAACGACUCCCCGGAGGGUCGUCAAGUUCACACUGGGAAGUCGACCUGGAUCUACAUCAUGCUCGGCGAGGAGAAAGACUUCGACAGACAGAAGUUGGUAGCAUCCUUGACUGCCAUCGACGGCAUGGAGGAGAACUUCUUCCUCACCAGCAUCCCCAUUCCCCUCGUCCCGCCCACUUCGCAGGUGCAAGCGGCCAUGUGGACUUCGCAGUUCUGGCCCACAGUGUACCGGAAGAACAACCCCCUUGGACCCCAUCCUAGCAUGGUGGGACGUUCUACCGACACCAUCAGAGAUGAGACAUCUCUGUGGAUGUCUCUCGCUCAUCGUGCUGCCAUCAAAGCGAAGCAGACGGGUAUCGGCGAGCCCAUGGGAGCCGUCAUUGUCCAGCGCGAGGGCGGUAAGUCCGAGCUUGUGGCGAUUGCGGGAGAUGCUCGUUGGCACCAGGAACCCAACAGACGCGGUACCGGCAAUCCCAUGGGACACUGCGUUCUCAGAGCCAUCAGCAUGGUUGCGCAGAAGCUUGUUCGUCACGAGAGACGUGUGUCUGGUCGGCCCAACAACUCUCCCUUCCUCGAGUACGACGCUUUCCAAGACAAGCCCCUUCUUGACGACGAGAAGAUCGUCUUCGAAGACGAGCACCCCAACGCAGACGGCUACCUGUGCCACGGCAUGGAGAUGUACCUGACCCAUGAGCCUUGCGUCCAGUGCUCUAUGGCUAUCCUUCAUUCGCGCAUGGGCAAAGUCGUUUUCGCACAGCGCAUGCCGCUUACCGGGGGCAUGUGCUCUGAGGACCGUGGCCACGGUCACCCUGAGCUGGAGAGCUGCGGUGGUGGCGAGGGCCUCGGUCUCUUUUGGAGACGUGAGCUGAACUGGAGCUUGCUGGCGUGGGAGUGGGAGUCGAGCGACUGUGCUUAA